Messenger RNA from Brenthis ino (lesser marbled fritillary), 5175 nucleotides. The record is from the annotation of a GenBank genome assembly. NCBI's taxonomy places the organism in Eukaryota, Metazoa, Arthropoda, Insecta, Lepidoptera, Nymphalidae.
AUGUGCCAUUACUUCUGGGUGGCAUGCGAUGGUAUUAGCGACAUGGUGUUUGCACUAGACGUCGUUGUUCAGUUCAGAACUGGAUAUCUGGAACAAGGACUGAUGGUAUACGAUUCCAAGAAACUAGCUAAGCACUACAUCAGAUCGAGUUCUUUCUUACUGGACAUAACGGCGUUGAUCCCAUUAGAUCUUCUGCAGCUUCGCAUCGGCACUAACCCUAUGAUACGCUUCACGAGAUUUUUUAAGGUGUACAGGGCAGUAAGCUGUUACUACAUGGUGGAGUCAAGAACAGUUUAUCCUAAUUUUUGGAGAGUGAUCAACUUGAUUCAUAUCUUACUCAUCCUUGCACAUUGGUUUGGGUGCUUCUACUUCUUACUCUCUGAGUUUGAAGGUUUCCAGGGCGACUGGGCUUACCCACAUCGUCCAGGAGAAUACGCGACGUUAACUCGCAAGUACUUAGGUUCCCUUUACUGGUCCACGCUAACGCUGACUACCAUCGGCGAUCUUCCAACACCUGAAACUAAUGCUGACACGCAUGGAGGCCCCAAAUUUUUGCCGCGACGGGGACUCAAAUCCCGACUUCUGCAAUUCAGAUCUAACCGGGGAUACGUCUUCACGAUUGUCAGCUACUUGAUCGGCGUGUUCAUCUUUGCAACAAUAGUGGGACAAGUUGGAAAUGUCAUCACUAAUAGAAAUGCCAAUAGGCUUGAGUUUGAACGCCUACUAGACGGGGCGAAGACUUAUAUGAGGCAUCAUAAAGUCCCAGGAGGUAUGAAGCGUCGCGUAUUACGUUGGUACGAUUAUUCGUGGUCGAGGGGAAGGAUCCAAGGAGGUGGAGACAUUAACACAGCCUUAGGACUGUUACCGGAUAAGCUGAAGACUGAACUGGCUUUGCAUGUAAAUUUAAGUGUUUUGAAAAAGGUGACCAUCUUCCAAGAGUGUCAACCAGAGUUUCUCCAUGAUUUGGUAUUAAAAAUGAAAGCCUAUAUUUUUACCCCCGGCGAUUCUAUAUGUAGAAAAGGUGAAGUGGCACGAGAAAUGUUUAUUAUAGCAGACGGUAUUUUAGAAGUAAUAUCAGAAACAGGGCGAGUUCUGACAAUAAUGAAAGCUGGAGAUUUUUUCGGUGAAAUUGGGAUUCUAAAUCUUGAUGGGCUAAACAAACGUACAGCAGACGUAAGAUCUGUAGGUUACUCAGAGCUUUUCUCUCUCUCGCGAGAAGAUGUUUUAGCGGCUAUGAAAGAUUACCCUGAAGCUCAAGAUAUAUUACAAACUCUCGGCAGAAAACGAUUGCAGGAAGCAAAAAAUAUGUCUAGAAAAUACGCUAAAAAUGAAAUAAGCCCGGAUAAAGCUGGAGAUGAUAGUGCAUCUAAGAGGAUAGUACAUAAACUUCGAACAGAUGUUAAGGGUAUAAGAAACGCAAUCAGAAGUAGAUCACGAACAGGAAGACGCUCUGGAGAAUCCCUUGAACUACAAGCAUUAUCCAGCAGUGAGCCUAAACUCCGUCGUAUGCCACGCGUUGAGAGCGAUGACUCUCAAGCCCAUAACCAAGAUGAUAAUGAGGAGACUACUUCUGGUAGCAAAGAUGGUGAGAAAAGUGUUUCGCCAAUCGGAGCAGGUUUACCCCUCCUAUCUCGUUUAAAACUACUGAAAGAAAAACAGGACCGCGAAGAAAAAGUUGCAAAGCAAAGGCUUUCGACGUCUUCAGUAAUAUCUCCUCCUCCGCGUCAACCAACACCUUCAACUAGUUCAACGGCUGAAGGAGAACCUGAUGUUAUAGGUGCGGGACUUCCCUUAUUACAAAGACUUCUAUUAUUAAAAGCAAAAGAAGAAAGAGAAAAAAAUCAGUUAACACCUACUUGCAGUAAUCAACCAUCCAGUUCUGAAACUAUUAGUCCUAGUUCAAUUAAAAGUCCUUUGAGUCCUACAGCAAAAAAUCUCAGCCCAAUUCGAAAAGAUUCAGAAUCUAGUUCACCGGGUAAAAUACAAAGUCCGACAACGAAAACAUCAAGAAAAAAUUCAUCUGGAUCAAGUGAUGGAACUACCAGACCAAAAGUCAGUUUCAAAGAUAAAAUAUUGCAAGUACAAAGUGAUGGGACCGCUGUUUGUCAACCGUUAAGUAAAGAUCUCAGUGAAAAACCUGCAGCAGUAGUAGAACCUACUCAAAAAUCCGAUGGGACUUUAAUAUCUAUACCACAUUCAGUAGUCAGUAAAAUAAAAUCGCCAGCCAAAUCUGUGGGUUCGACUUUCCGAGAUAAACUCAAAAUAUUACAAAGUGGUAAUUCCUCAAAAGAGAAUGAUAAUUCAUCUAUAGAUAAAAGUAAGGCACCAACUGUAACUGUAACUGAAAAUGCUACUGCCGAAAUAAAUCUAGUGCAGUCCAAAGAAAAGCAAGAAGAAUUAAAAAGUAAAAAGCCAUGGUCGACGCUUAAAAAAGCUGCUAUAUUAGGUGAAUCCAAAAGUUAUAGUAAAUCUAGCAUUGAUGAAAAACAAGUAGAAAAUGUUUUAAAAGACACAGUAGGACCCAAUCUCUCAGAGAGUGUAAAUAUAAGUGUACCUUUGAUAAGUACAGCGGAACUUGUGAAAAUAGAUAAUAAUAAUAUUGAUAGUCAACAAGCCAAACAAGAUAAAGCAAAAAGUUACCCUCUAGAACCCGUCCAAGAAAAAUCCAUAGAUUUCUUAACUAUGUCACCCAAAAAGAAUAUUGUGACCAGAUCCCAGGAUAGAAUAGGUACAACUAAAGGAGCAUCGCUAUCAAAAGAUAAAAAAUAUAGAUCAAUCGAUGACUUGUCUCCAGAAUAUGGUGGUUUACCAUUUGUUAAAAAACUCAAAAUAUUAAAUGAACGACAGAAACUAGCAGAACUUGAAAAAGUUAUAAAAAUAAGAAGCUCUAGCCUAGACUGUACAAGCUCCUCAGAGGAUCUACUUUGUGAAACUCUCACAAGAAGCCAUUCCGAAAGUAGUACAAUGGAUAAAAGGAAAUUCAAGCGGAAAUCUACAGAUUCUGUCGAAAGUCAUGGAUCCAAUGAAACGUUAGAAAGACGUACCCUGAAAUCAAUAUUAAAAAAACUAUCAGAAGAUGUUACUCCUACUGAAAGUCCUGAAAAAAGUAACGAAAUGCGCAGACUAAUACGAGCGCCUACAAUAGAAGGAUAUGCGGCAAGACAUUCCAAAUUUGCUAAAAGUGUAACAUUUCAUCGACAUACUUUACCAUCACCUCCUGGAAGUAGUCCAAUGGAUAUGGCAGACGAAGUCUUUGAAAUGCCAACUCCCAUUGAGAUUGUGCAACCAACCACACAAACAUCAGACAUUAAAUUACCUGACUCGCCAGAAUUACAUCUAAGUAAUGUUAGCGUUAACAUAGACCCAAAAUCAAUUAAAAAUGCACAUGAUACAGAAACAAAUGUUAAAACUCAAUAUAAAUUACAAUCAAAUAUAGAUCCUGUUUGUGAUUAUGAAUCCCUAAGGCCAGAAGAUAUAAGGGUACCAGAGAAGCCCGAGUUUACCAUAAUAUCCGCUGUAGCAAAUCAACGUAAGCUAUUGAGAGGCUCAAUCGAAGAGCAAGAAUAUUUUGGAGAAGUUUUAUUUGGAAUAAAACAAGUAAUACAGGGUCAUUUACAUGAAGUGCAAGGAAAGUUUCAGGAAAGAUUUAACAGUUUAGAAAAUGAAGUUCGAAAGCGAGAUGAAAUUAUAAGUCAACUACAAAAACGUAUCCAAGAACUUGAAAGAUUAGGUUUAAGAUCACUAUCAAUACCAGCACAGCCUGAAUUAGAUUACCAAUUUACCGAAAAUAAAAAAAUGGUAGAGAGUCAGAUACAAUCAAAGAAUAGCUCAGGGAGCGAAGACAUGUCGGGAAAUGAAGAAGGAUUUAUGAGAGGAGAUUCCUUAGACACAGUCUUUACAUCAUCGCCACAAGAAGUAAGUGCUGAAGAAUUAAAAGCAUCCGAUAAAGAUCAACAGGCAAAACAAAUAGCAAAAUCAAUAGCGACUGCAGAUUUGUCGGAAGAAAAACUCACUGAAUUGACAGAAGGAAUAGACCUGACUAAACUUUCGUAUUCAGAACUACAGAGCUUAGCAGAUUCACUAUCAUAUAGGACAGCUGAAACAUCAUCAAGUAACGAAGAUUGCUCUAUAAGCAAAUCUAAGAGAUUAGAUUUAAAUUUAGACGGAAAAGCUGGAACAUAUUUAAGGAGGCGUGCAGAAAAGCUAAAGCAAAGAAAAUCUUGGGAAGAUCAAAAUUAUCAAGAGUCUAUGGAAUUACAAGAUUUGACGAGGCCAAUAUCACCACACACGACUUCCGAAAACCGUUCUUUGCUCAGUCCCGAACAGUCCAGUCUCCGCACAAGUAGACGAGCAAUGCAUCCUUUCCAUUUCUUCGGCACUCACCUCGAUAACACCAAGACUAAAAUAAAGAAAACUUUAUCAGUUGAUACUGGAAUGCAUCAUACAGGACAAAAAGAACGAAAACACAGCUCCCAACAACAGCUUCGAAAAUUCAGUCUUGGCUCCUUUUUUGGUUACAAUCGUGGUGCAACGCCGAAAACUAAUUGCAAUGAAGUGGUAUUGGAUAUUGGCAGCGACUGUAGUUGGAGUGAAAGUACUUCGACAUCAUCGAACAGUGACUCCGAAUCAGUUCCUCGAACGCCAGUUUUUGAGGAAUUUGUUGAAAGCAACUCAAGACGAAACCGUGGAUUUUCAAGUCAGGGGAAUAUAUCACCAAUCACAGUUUUUACAGGUAGUGGGAGCGACUGGGAGGUGAUGAUGCUCGCUGAUGAACUUCAGAAAAGAGAGCGGGAAAUGGGAAGAGAAGAUGAAAAUAGAAGGUUACACUACCCAUGCGGAUUGAGAGAUUUAGAAGAGGAAUCCGACACCCCACAACGAGAAGAUAGUCCAGAUGAUCUUUCUAAUUUGGACGAUUCGAAUUCUACUACACAAUUACUAUCGCAGUCCAAUAGUGAGGCUUCACACAGGUCACUUGAGACUUCUUUCACUGAGAGCAGUACGGCAAGACAUCGAGUUGGAUCUGCCGGUGAACAGGUACGACCAGAAUCUUCAUUACUCCAAUCCCGAGGACUUAUACUCCGAGCAGCAAGUCUCGACAGAGAAACAGCAAGUUCUUGUCAAACUAAAAGAUUCGGAUCACUUAAGAGUUCUAGCACGGAUUCUCAUAAGCGACUC